AUGUCGGAUCGAGAGAGAAGCCGAUCUAGAACUCGUAAUGGAUCUCGUGAGCCGGUACCGAAGCCCCCAACGAUGUCCCGCCAUAGCAGAAGCCGGUCUCGUACUCCCCCGCCGCCUAAGGCGUCUAACCGUAAAUAUAGGAGCCCGACGCGUUCGCGCUCAGCCUCUCCGCGACGUUACCGCUCUUCACGCUACUCCCGCUCGCGUUCCCGCUCGUACUCCCGGGGACGGUCCCACUCGCACAGCCCCAUGUCGUCGAGGCGGCGGCACACGGGCGACCGGGUGAGUCUGGAGAACCCAACACCGUCCCGGUGCCUUGGAGUGUUUGGACUAAGUCUUUACACCACUGAGCAGCAGAUUCAUCACAUUUUCUCCAAAUAUGGCAAUGUCGAUAAAGUUCAAGUAGUUAUUGAUGCUAAGACUGGUCGCUCGCGCGGCUUCUGUUUCGUGUACUUCGAGUCACAGGAUGACGCAAAAGUAGCGAAAAACGAAUGCACAGGAAUGGAGAUAGACGGUCGGCGCAUACGCGUCGACUUUUCCAUCACGCAGCGUGCGCACACGCCGACGCCUGGGAUCUAUAUGGGGAAACCUACGCACAUCGGACGAAGUGAUAAUGGAUAUGACAGACGUCGGGACAGAGACGACUACUACUACCGCGGCGGCGGCGGCUACAGAGAGCGGGGACAUUACGCCCGCGGCUACAGACACCGAUCGCCCUCACCCUACUACCGGCCCUCGCGGCGCUACGAACGCGAACGGUCGUACUCGCCUCGUCGGUAUUAG
Molecule: messenger RNA, 783 nt
Organism: Leptosia nina
Lineage: Eukaryota; Metazoa; Arthropoda; Insecta; Lepidoptera; Pieridae
Source: the annotation of a GenBank genome assembly